GUAAACAGGGAGGGCGGCAGAGCUGUCGGUGUCGCCGCUGGCGGGAAAGAGACACGGUUUACACUAAGGACAUGGUGACUGACUUUGAUGAGAAGCAUGAUGAAUAUUUAAUAUUACUUCAACAAAGAAACCGGAUAUUGAGACAUUUGAAAAGAAAGGACCCCAUGCAAAUCAAACUAGAGCAUUUAGAACAAGGAUUUUCUCUGUAUCUAAAUGGAGCUAAUUCAGAGUCAAGAAACUAUCGCAGAAAACCCAGUUUUCAAGAAUUCUUUAGAUGUGGGUUGCAGACUGCAAGGAUAAAUGAUUCUGGUACAGCAGCCCAAGUAAAAGAAAUUGAACUGCAAGGACGCAGCACGCAGACUGCACCAAGCAAAAUCCAGCGUAAAGGAUGGUGUCAGAAACCUGUGCAGAUUAAAACAGAAAGUGGCUCUAGACUCUGCAUUUCACCUCCUCCGGAGUACUCUGAUGAUUUUGAACCUUAUGAAAGCUUGAAUAUGGAGACAAACGACUAUCAUAUUAAUUGUUCCCAGAAUCUCAAGUCUCCCAAAAGUCCUGUCAGUGACUUUAAAUUCACCACCCGGAACCCAGAACUGCAAGUACAUGGCGAUGUGGAAAAGGAAAGAAUACUUUUAAGUAUUGAUGAUGUAAAGGAAUUGAGAAGAAGUUUGGAACUCCGUGUAAGUCAGAAAAGGAUGGAGAAGGACUGUUCUAGUGAUGACUAUGACUCUGUUGAAGAGGAUGUGCUUUUGGAGCACUCUCAGGUGGAAGAGACAGUUGCAAGUUUUGGAAGCCUCCAGUUGCCCAGCAGUGAGUCAUUACUGAAGGAUGUUCCGAAGUAUCAGGAGGCUGGAAGAUGCUGUGACCUUGAUGCUGGUGCUCUUGUGCUGGAAUUUAAGCAGAAUCUGACAAAUGUGAAACAGGAACGAAUUCUGUCUGCAAAGAGGAAAGAUGCUGCUGAAACCUACAUUCCAAUCAGACCUAUGAAGGUCAGAAGUAAAAUGGCUCGGCCACUUUCUGCUGGACCCCUGCACCAGGAGGGACAUGAAAGAACCUGUUCUAGACCAGUAAGUCGACCAGAAAAGCCACUGUCAGCAACUCGAAGGAAUGUUUGUGAGAAGAAGGAUCCUGAGCAAUCUGCUUCUGCUGUCAUUAAAGCUAUGCAAGUUGAAAAUGAGAUCUUGCAAAGAGAGAUGCUUUGCGGAAGGCUGGAGACUUCUACCAGCCAUCAAAUGCUGCCUUCUGUUUCAACUUCAUCUGUUUCUGCAACAACUGAGCCUUCAGAAAAACAACAGGAAACAACUGUAGUCACAGAAGCUAUUGAAAGAAUUGGCCAUUUGGGAAGCAGGCAACAGAAGAAACUUUUGAAACUCCUGCAGGAAAUUGAGAGCUGUUCUACCUGCCACAGUCACAAAGUCCUACCUACUGAGGAACUGGAGCCAGAUUCUGUGGAUCAGCUGCAAACAAAGGCAGAAGUACAGGAUGCCAUUUAUGUGACUAUGGAAAUCCUCUCCAAUUGGGGGAAUGCAGUCAAUGUGGGCUUGACGGAGGUGGAAUUCUUUGAUUUACAUGCUAUCAGGAUGUUUGUGUCUCCUCAUGAUGUGGAUAUCCGAAAUGCUGACUCUCCAGGGGAUCUCUCUUGUCUGGUCAAUAGAACCCUGAAUAGCACCAAGGAGCGUUUCCUGUGGACGUGCCCUUUUCAUGCGCCAGUUCAGCUUUACUUUGUUAUCCGCAAUCCCAGCCGGUCACGUGACUUUGGUAUAUCUAAGAUCAAGAUUUGGAAUUACAACACGACGACUCUUAGUGACCUUGACGUAUGUGCAAAGAAUGUGAAACUAUAUAUUGAUGAGAACCUUGUAUUCGAUGGUCAGUUAGAAAAAGGCUGUGGAGAUCUAACCACUGAUUUCAGCACUACAAUUGACCUUAAAGACAAUAGACAAGAGAUUGCUGCACAUUCUACACAAGGAAAUAAAAAAUCAAAUGGAGCUAAUAGCACAGGCAAUAAGGAGGACCUGUUUUUAAAAUACCCACAGCCUGACAGGGCUUCAUUACACUGGAAAUCUUCCUUAGAAGAAAAUCGCUCUGAGGAAAUGAAGAAUUCCAUCAACUUUAGGAAAGAGAAAUUGACUAAAUUAGAAGAAGAUCUGAAGGUGUUAUCAGCUCCUGUGUCUGCGAAGGCUCUCAAGAAUGAUGUGUCAGAAUCAGCAGUUAUGGAGUACGUUCAGUCUGAUGAUGAGCUUACUAUGAGUGAGCAAAUGGAAAAACUAACCGGAAUAAAAUUAUCUGAAUCUUCAGGUGUAACUCCAUCUUGGUUACAGUCCUCUUCCCGAGUGACAGAGAAGUGCCAUAAACAGAAACCCUCCUGGCUGGAUACAGAGCACCCUUUAGUUUUGAGAGUUCAAGAGCAGUCUGAUGGCACCAUGAGGGGCUGUCCAGAACUAAUUGAUGAGACUAUCAAAUGUCACGGAAGUGAACUGGGGAGAUCCAACAGUAGGAAUGCAAAUGGAGAUGAGAAGACACAAAUGGUAACCAGUAAAGGCUGUACUAUUGACUUGGACAUUUUAGACCAGCUUCCGAACAAAUAUUGCUGCACCCCUGAAUGUCCUGCUAGUGGGAGGAGAAGCGGCAGAAGUGUAAGAAAGGAGGGUUUAUGUACAAAUCAUGGAGAUGAAGGUCUGACACACACAGAUGAAGCCCUUUGUGUCAAUGGCCUAAAAAACUUCAGAGCUGGGUGGCAUAGUGAACAAGAACACACUCUGCAGGAGUCAUGGAACUCCCUUCUAAAGUUCAAUUAUUCUCACCGUGGGCGAAUCUCCAACAUGGAUUUUCAAGGGGAUAUCUUUGAUGAGUUUCUCCAUCAGCAGAAAAUCAGCCGGCAUGGAGAACAUCAGCUUAUGAGGAAAGAAGGAAUACAAGUGCUACCAAAAAGACAAGAAGAAAAUUACAUGGAGACAGAUGAUGGAAAUGAUUUUAAAAUCCCUGUUUUGCCAUAUGGACAGCACUUAAUAAUAGACAUUAAAUCCACAUGGGGAGACAGACACUAUGUUGGUCUUAAUGGAAUUGAAGUUUUUAGUUCCAAAGGAGAGCCUGUUCAGAUUUCAAAGAUAAAAGCUGAGCCACCUGAUAUAAAUAUUUUACCAGCCUAUGGCAAAGAUCCAAGAGUAAUAACCAAUCUAACUGAUGGGGUAAAUCGGACACAGGAUGACAUGCACCUUUGGUUAGCACCCUUUACUCCUGGGAAGCCUCACCGUAUCUAUAUUGACUUUGUGAAUCCCUGUCAAGUAGCUAUGAUCAGGAUUUGGAAUUAUAAUAAAUCCCGAAUACACUCCUUCCGAGGUGUGAAAGAUAUUACAAUGCUAUUAGAUGAGCAAUGCAUCUUUAAAGGAGAAAUUGCAAAGGCUUCAGGAACAUUGUCUGGAGCUCCAGAGCACUUUGGGGAUACGAUAUUGUUCACGACUGAUGAUGAUAUUCUAGAGGCCAUAUUCUGCUAUGAUGAGACUUAUGAUGGAGAAAUUGAAAAUGUGUGCUCGCUAAGAUAUGAGGAAGAGCUAAAGAGACCAAGGACUGCUGAUGGGGAGGGAGAUGAGAGACCUUUUACACAAGCAGGCUUAAGAACAGAUGAUAAGCAGGUUCAAGAGCAAGUGAUGGUGUCAGACCAUCUUUCUGAGCUUACACCCAAGGUACCCGGGGUAUACACUGGACAAUGUCUGCAGCUAAAUUUCACCUUAUCCUGGGGAGACACACAUUAUCUUGGACUGACCGGAUUUGAAGCAGUAGGAAAGGAUGGUCAGGCUUUACCAAUUACUAUGGAUCAGAUUUCUGCUUCACCACAAGAUUUAAAUGACCUUGCAGAGUACAUGGAAGAUUCCAGAACAUUAGACAAGUUAAUAGAUGGGACUAACAUCACUGUUGAAGAUAAUCAUAUGUGGCUUAUUCCUUUCACUUAUGGGGAAGAUCACAUUAUCACAAUCUAUUUUGAUAAAGCUGAAAAUAUUGCAGGGCUUCGCUUUUGGAACUAUAAUAAAUCUCCAGAGGAUACCUAUAGAGGGGCUAAGGUUGUCCAUGUCUUGCUGGAUGGACACUGUAUCUCCCCGCCAGAGGGCUUUCUUAUCCGAAAGGGACCAGGCAACUGUCACUUUGACUUUGCUCAAGAAAUUCUCUUUGUUGACUACUUGAAGCCCCAACAGAUUAUCAGACCAUAUGGGAGAACUGAUUCAAGUGGGAUGGAACAAGCUAGUAUGGACUAUGAAGCACCAUUGAUGCCAUGUGGUUUUAUUUUCCAGUUUCAGCUUCUAACGAGCUGGGGUGAUCCAUACUAUAUUGGUUUGAACGGACUAGAGUUGUAUAAUGAACAUGGAGACAAAAUCUUACUCACUGAAAACAACAUUGCUGCUUUUCCAGACAGUGUCAACAUUUUAGAGGGUGUGUGUGGAGAUAUCCGAACUCCAGAUAAACUCAUUGACAGAGUUAAUGACAGUGGUGAUGGCAGACACAUGUGGCUUGCACCAAUUCUUCCUGGUUUGGUGAAUAGGGUUUAUGUUAUUUUUGACCUGCCCACUACCGUGUCAAUGAUCAAACUGUGGAAUUAUGCGAAAACUCCCCAAAGGGGAGUGAGAGAAUUUGGUCUUCUUGUAGAUGACUUGCUUGUGUACAAUGGAAUUCUAGACAUGGUGAGCCACAUAGUGCAUGGCAUCCUGCCCACCUGUGACCCUGUGGUCCCAUAUCAUACCAUUCUCUUUACAGAUGAUGAGAGGAUUUGCCAGCGAGAGAAGAAUACAGUUAUUAGCAAUCAUGUAGAGGAUCAGGAUGUACGAAUGAUGAACGAAAAUCAAAUUGUUACAAACUCCAAAAAGAAGCAGAUUGCUGCUGACCCAGCUUUACGUCCAAAAACCUGCAUACGUGAUAAAGGAAUGCUGAGGAGGAAAAGACACUGA
Molecule: messenger RNA, 4931 nt
Organism: Emys orbicularis (European pond turtle)
Lineage: Eukaryota; Metazoa; Chordata; Testudines; Emydidae
Gene: KATNIP
Product: katanin interacting protein
Exons: 27
Coding region: 72-4931 (1619 amino acids)
Source: RefSeq, a predicted model, not a curated record